Molecule: messenger RNA, 1530 nt
Organism: Melitaea cinxia (Glanville fritillary)
Lineage: Eukaryota; Metazoa; Arthropoda; Insecta; Lepidoptera; Nymphalidae
Product: corticotropin-releasing factor-binding protein
Exons: 5
Coding region: 16-732 (238 amino acids)
Biological process (GO): hormone-mediated signaling pathway; negative regulation of corticotropin secretion; negative regulation of corticotropin-releasing hormone receptor activity
Molecular function (GO): corticotropin-releasing hormone binding
Source: RefSeq, a predicted model, not a curated record
GUGUGCGGUAUAUACAUGAUAGCAGAGCCUGAUAAGCGAAUUCAGGUCAUAUUUAACUAUCUAGAUGUACCAUGCGACAACGGCGGCUUAGUAGCGUGGAUUGAUGGCUGGGAGCUGAAUGGGCAAGUCUGGCCAGCUGAUUCGUGGGAUGAUGACAGAGUUGUCGAGUCUUGUGACAGUCGACCCCAACGCAAAUUGGUCUCCCGACAGAACGCUGCCUUAGUACAAUAUCGUGUACCGGCUCGCGGCAAAGGAUUCGCGAUCACUAUAAGACAUUUAAGGAAUGCAAGGCCAUGCAACUUGAUGCUGUUCGGAUCUGAAGGUGUAUACACGUUGCGUAACCACGGCGAAACUGGGAACUGCUCCAUGCUUGCUGUUUCUCCAACCGCGGUCCGCGUUCUGGACCUUAACAUCGGGCAGUCUAUUAAAAAAGGAACGCUAUUGAAUGUGGAAACUGGAACCAUUUCUCGUUGCACAAAGCGUGGCCUUGUGGACUACGCGGAUAUUGGGGGAGCCAGCGGCCUUGACCACACCAAAAUGGAAAUCUACGACAGUAUAUGUGGUCUAGACUCGAACGAAGCGCAUCGUCCAAUACUAAUCGCGUGCGAGGACACAGUCGUCCGACUGGUCUCCAGCGGGAGAUACCAGAAUUCGAUCACCGUGGCAUUCUCUUCACUUCCCUUCGAACACUAUGAACACGCUGAUUUGAUCUGCGGAAUUAAUGAUAUUUAAACGCACAGUCAUUAACCUGGACAUCGCUUUGACUCUGGCGACUUAAGAUGUUCUCGCCUUUGAUCCCUUGUAAAUCCUAAGUACGAAUUGUUUAUUGAACAUAUAAAAAAAAUCUUAUAUAAAAUGCUAAAUUUUAUUUUAUAUUGUUAAAAAAAUAUAAAAGAAUGACGUAAAUUGCAUGUUUCCGGAAUUCAAAACUUGUCUCAUAUUUAAAAUAAAAUAUGGAUGUUAAAAAAAUUAUAUUUUAUGCUAUUAGACUGAAUUAUGUAUAUGUUAUUAGUUUAUCUCAUCACUAAAUAUUCGAUAAGUGGCAAAUUUUCCUUAACUAUCUAUACUGUAUAAGAUUAAUAUAGUGAUUUAAAAUAAUUUUCAAAGUAGAAAUAGCAUACUUACAAAAUUACUUUGUAAUUCUAAAUGUAUUCUCACGUAACGUACUUCAGAAAUAAACGUAGAAACUGUAUGUAUCUAGUCAAUCGGUUAAGACGGGUAGAUAUUUCCCAGCCGCCAAAUAAAUAAGGUAGUUUAUAUCGAAGCAUUUGUUUAAUUUUAUCUUUGGAUGAUAUAUUUAUUGAAUUAUUAUGUUUUCAACGAGAAUUUGUUUUUUAUUUCUCCCUUUUAAAAGUAAAAUUUUAUGUGAAAAAGAAAUAGUGCUUGUAAAAAUUUGUAUCUACACUAUACUGAUCUUUGUAGUGAUCUGAGCAUGUGUGUUGCAUUAUGUAUACAUUCGUGUCUUUGUAUAUAGUUAGAGCGCACAUUUUAACCCUUAGAGAGUGAUGUUUAAUAAAAUGUGUCACUAUA